Hyaena hyaena (striped hyena) is the source of this 1509-nucleotide messenger RNA. RefSeq names its product delta 4-desaturase, sphingolipid 1 (gene DEGS1). Gene Ontology annotation, cellular component: membrane. The record is from RefSeq and is a predicted model, not a curated record. Gene Ontology annotation, molecular function: sphingolipid delta-4 desaturase activity. Lineage: Eukaryota; Metazoa; Chordata; Mammalia; Carnivora; Hyaenidae. The transcript has 3 exons. Gene Ontology annotation, biological process: ceramide biosynthetic process. The coding region runs from base 109 to 1080 and encodes 323 amino acids.
CCGCCGUUCCGCCCGCAGCAGGCUGACAAGAGCUGGGAGCCGCUGCCGCAGCAGCCUCGUAAGAGCCGGCCGGAAGCGAGAGCCGGAGCGGGCCCGCCAGCCGCCGCCAUGGGGAACCGCGUCGCGCGAGAGGACUUCGAGUGGGUCUACACCGACCAGCCCCACGCCAGCCGGCGCCGGGAGAUCCUGGCGAAGUAUCCAGAGAUAAAGUCCUUGAUGAAACCUGAUCCCAACUUGAUCUGGAUUAUAAUGCUGAUGGUUCUCACUCAGCUGGUUGCGUUUUACUUGGUGAAAGACCUGGACUGGAAGUGGGUCCUGUUCUGGGCAUAUGCCUUCGGCAGCUGCAUUAACCAUUCCAUGACCCUGGCUAUCCAUGAGGUCUCCCACAAUAGCGCCUUCGGCAACAACCGAGCCCUGUGGAAUCGCUGGUUUGGAAUAUUUGCUAAUCUUCCUAUUGGUGUUCCAUACUCCGUUUCUUUUAAGAGGUAUCACAUGGACCAUCAUCGCUACCUUGGGGGUGAUGGCAUCGAUGUGGACAUCCCCACUGAUUUUGAAGGCUGGUUUUUCUGUACCACUUUCAGAAAGUUCGUGUGGGUUAUCCUUCAGCCUCUCUUUUAUGCUUUUCGACCUCUGUUCAUCAACCCCAAACCGAUAUCUUACCUGGAAAUGAUUAAUACUGUGAUCCAGAUCACUUUUGACAUUAUAAUUUACUACGUUUUGGGAAUUAAAUCUUUAGUCUACAUGUUGGCAGCAUCCUUACUCGGUCUAGGUUUGCACCCGAUUUCUGGACAUUUUAUAGCUGAACAUUACAUGUUCUUAAAGGGACAUGAAACUUAUUCAUAUUAUGGGCCUCUGAAUCUCCUAACCUUCAAUGUGGGUUACCACAAUGAACACCAUGACUUCCCCAACGUUCCCGGGAAAAACCUUCCACUGGUGAGGAAGAUCGCAGCCGAGUACUAUGACAGCCUCCCCCACUACAACUCCUGGAUCAAAGUCCUGUACGACUUCGUGAUGGAUGACACAGUGAGUCCCUACUCGAGGAUGAAGAGGCACCAGAAAGGCAAGGUGGAACUGGAGUAAGUGUCACUACAGCCGAAGGAAGGUCCUCUGUGAAACUUCACCACAGCUGAAAAGUGGCAUUUCUGCAUUAGUAAUCCGGGGCCACGACUUUGAGAAGCCCCUCUUACAGUGUCCGCGCCUGAUCCCUGCGCCACCAGGAGCUUACCUGGCUGUCAACAGCCAGCCCACCUGGCUGUCUUCCGCUGUGCUCACAGGAGAUGUGUGUGCUGUGUCACUGUGGGGGAAAUCUUCCCUGUCCGCUGAGGUUUUGUAAGCAUAUCAUAAAAAAGCUUUAAAAACUCUUUCUAGUACGUUAUUUUCACUAUAAAGUUGUACUUUAUUAAAACAGCUAAUAAACUGAGCUAUUAAUCACAGUGGUGUUUGUGACAUUUUCAUACUUGACUGUCUUCAUCUGAUACAGUACUGGGGUGAGUCUACUUCAAAAUGUCU